AUGUCGCAGUUCUUCAACUACGCUGCCCAGCAGCACCACCCCCAGCACCUUAACGCCCACACGCACAACAACAACCAUCACGGCGGCCGAUCGCGGAGGGCUCCCCGGAUCUCCGCCCAGCAGAACCACAAGCAGUUCCGCCAAGUGCGCACCCCCAAGGAGUUCAACGUCGAGCCCCCCACCCUCAUCGCGUACAAGCGCGACUUCGAGGCGGCCCGGUCCUUUGACAUUGAGGACGACGAAAUGUUCUGCCCCUUCCACCUUCUCACCGAGGAUGAUUUGCAGUCAAUCCACUCGUCUGGCUCGGACCGUUCGUCGCUCUCCAGCGGCUCGCCCGAACAGUCGCCGCUCCAGCACCAGCUGCAGCCAACUCCCUCUUUCGUGCUCUCCACCGCCCCGAACCCAUACACACCAGUCAACUUCCAGCCAAACAACUCGCAGACUAAGCUGCACCAGCCACUAGCCCAGCGCACCCGCAAUGCUAUCCCGAUUGUUGACCCGUCCACACGAGCUGUUGCUAGCCCACCGAGGUCCAUCUCUCCCAACCGACAGAUGCAGCAACAGUUCAUGUCGCGACGCUGGUAG
Molecule: messenger RNA, 585 nt
Organism: Pyrenophora tritici-repentis Pt-1C-BFP
Lineage: Eukaryota; Fungi; Ascomycota; Dothideomycetes; Pleosporales; Pleosporaceae
Source: RefSeq, a predicted model, not a curated record